AUGACCAUCAAUAGAGAUAGACCUCCACAAUAUUCAUCAUCUCCACCACCUUCGUACAGCUGUACAGUGUAUAAACAAGGAUUUGUAAGACUGAAGAAAGAAACUAGCAUUGGAGGCGCAGUGGAAAUCAAUCGUUCAUGGAGAACUGUCUACUUUUGCCUCAGAGGCACGAUCCUGCACGUCUACAAGAAGGAAAACAGCAAAUACCCCAUUGAUUCCAUCUCUAUGCUGAAGGGUAGCUGUGGCAUUGCUACAGAUUACAAAAAAGACAAUGUACUACGGCUUCGACUAGGGACAACUAAAGAGCAGUACUUGAUUUCGCCUUUAGGUCAUCUGCCAGAGACGAUCUCUUGGUUUGAACAUUUGCAAUCAUCUGCUAAUAUCAGCACUGACAUUGAUAAGAGACACAUGCCCAAGAUUUUGACGUUAUCUCGAGGCAAUGGCCAACUGCAAGACCAUUAUUACAUUGUCAGCUUAGGCAUACUUUGUGAUGCCUAA
Messenger RNA from Mucor velutinosus, 498 nucleotides. RefSeq lists its product as uncharacterized. NCBI's taxonomy places the organism in Eukaryota, Fungi, Mucoromycota, Mucoromycetes, Mucorales, Mucoraceae. The record is from RefSeq and is a predicted model, not a curated record. The coding region runs from base 1 to 498 and encodes 165 amino acids. The transcript has 3 exons.